CCGGCUCCUCCCCUUCAGUCUUGCACAGGUGUACCGGUUCCUCCCCUUCAGUCUUGCAAAGGUGUACCGGUUCCUCCCCUUCAGUCUUGCACAGGUGUACCUGCUCCUCCCCUUCAGUCUUGCGCAGGUGUACCGGCUCCUCCCCUUCAGUCUUGCACAGGUGUACCGGUUCCUCCCCUUCAGUCUUGCACAGGUGUACCGGCUCCUCCCCUUCAGUCUUGCACAGGUGUACCGGUUCCUCCCCUUCAGUCUUGCACAGGUGUACCGGUUCCUCCCCUUCAGUCUUGCACAGGUGUACCUGCUCCUCCCCUUCAGUCUUGCGCAGGUGUACCGGCUCCUCCCCUUCAGUCUUGCACAGGUGUACCGGUUCCUCCCCUUCAGUCUUGCACAGGUGUAUUGGCUCCUCCCCUUCAGUCUUGCACAGGUGUACCGGCUCCUCCCUUUCCUUCUUGCACAUGUGUAUCAGCUCCUCCCCUUCAGUCUUGCAGAGGUGUACCGGCUCCUCCCCUCCUUCAGUCUUGCACAGGUGUACCGGUUCCUCCCCUUCAGUCUUGCAGAGGUGUAUUGGCUCCUCCCCUUCAGUCUUGCACAGGUGUACCGGCUCCU
Molecule: messenger RNA, 606 nt
Organism: Staurois parvus
Lineage: Eukaryota; Metazoa; Chordata; Amphibia; Anura; Ranidae
Source: the annotation of a GenBank genome assembly